CCGGGACACCCCCCUCCCAACCAUGUCCUUCGCCAUGCUGCGCUCGGCGCCCAGCCGCUACCUGUACCCCGAGAUCAGCAUGCUGUCCGAGGACGAGGAGAACGGCAGCGAGAGCUCGGGCUCGGACGAGAAGCCUUUCCACCUGGACGCCGAGGGCUACGCGCUGAAGGCGGGCAAGCGGCGCGGGGCCAAGAAGGCGGCGGCGGCGGCGCGGCUGUCGCGGGAGCCGCGGCAGAGGCACACGGCGAACGCGCGGGAGCGCGACCGCACCAACAGCGUCAACACCGCCUUCACCGCGCUGCGCACCCUCAUCCCCACCGAGCCGGCCGACAGGAAGCUCUCCAAGAUCGAGACCCUGCGCCUGGCCUCCAGCUACAUCUCCCACCUGGGCAACGUGCUGCUGGUGGGCGAGGCGUGCGGCGACGGGCAGCCGUGCCACACCACGCCCGCCUUCUUCCCGCACGCCGGAGGUGGAGGAGGAGGUGGUGGAGGCGGCGGCGGCAGCCCCCCGGCGCGGGACCCCGACAGCUCCCAGCCCAAACAGAUCUGCACUUUCUGCCUCAGCAACCAGAGGAAGCUGGGGGAGAGGAGGAAGAGGAGGAGUGGGAUAGAGGAGGCAGAGCAGGGGCCGCACGUGCAGCGAGGGGGGAGAGCCCGGGAUGUGCCGGGAGCCGGGAUUGUCACCCGCUCCCGGGGGCUGCGGGGGCCGGGAGGGAGCCGGGACAGCCACGGAGCCCGGCGGGAGGGGAAUGGGGAGGAGGCGCUACUGGUGGUACUGGUGCUGCUGGUGGUGGUACUGGUGCUAUUGGUGGUGCUGCUGGUGGUGCGGUGGUACUGGUGGUACUGGUGGUACUGGUGGUACUGGUGGCGGCAGUGGUGUUACGGGAGCAGCAGUGAUGGUGGACGUGGUGACAGUGAUGGUGGCAGCGGUGGUACUGGUGGUACUGGUGGCACUGGUGGUGGCAGUGGUGUUAUGGGAGCAGCAGUGAUGGUGGCCGUGGUGACAGUGAUGGUGGCAGUGGUGGUACUGGUGGUACUGGUGGUACUGGUGGUACUGGUGGUACUGGUGGCACUGGUGGUGGCAGUGGUGUUAUGGGAGCAGCAGUAG
Messenger RNA from Lepidothrix coronata (blue-crowned manakin), 1108 nucleotides. It is a transcript of the gene SCX, whose product is annotated as scleraxis bHLH transcription factor. Gene Ontology annotation, molecular function: RNA polymerase II transcription regulatory region sequence-specific DNA binding; protein dimerization activity; DNA-binding transcription factor activity, RNA polymerase II-specific. The transcript has 4 exons. The coding region runs from base 23 to 1108 and encodes 361 amino acids. Lineage: Eukaryota; Metazoa; Chordata; Aves; Passeriformes; Pipridae. The record is from RefSeq and is a predicted model, not a curated record. Gene Ontology annotation, biological process: developmental process; regulation of transcription by RNA polymerase II.